AUGCGGUUCUCUUCUCCUCCGAACCUGGGGUCUGUAUCCCGACCAUUGGUACCUGUCCAGGCUGUUGUCACCUUGCUACUCAUACAAUGCGCUUCAGCCAAGAUGGCCCCCUUGGGCCAGACCGUCGAGAUCAAUGACGUGGCAUAUCACAUCCACCCAGAUGCUAUCGGCAGACUGGAAUCGUGCUAUCGCCCUAAGCCCAGCAGCGGCGGGGUGCUCCCGUACGACCUCCUUCCCAUCACCAUCUUCGACGUGGGACAGUCCCAAUACAACGAGUCUUCACUGAAGCAGUGGAUCGCUUCGUAUUUGGCUAAAGAUGAUGUCUUCAACGAAGGCUUUCUUCAAGGAACAUAUCUCCGAGUUCCAGGCCCUAAACCGAACAUAGCCUUGCCGGAUGCCUCGGGAGACUCAAGAAUAUCAUUCAUUCGCCCCAUUGAAGCCGGUGCCAUUGACUGCCCGGCUGGACCAUACAUGCUUUCCCAGUCAACUGGCGAGCUAUUUAUGCCAUACCGCCUGUACUCUGACACUCAAGGCUCAUUCCACCAGGGCGUAAUCGCUGCUAAGGGCGGCCGCUUUGAACCCCUUAGUUCUUCCCUUGCCGGAUCAUCCUCCGUCACCAUCGGCGUGCCCUCCCGUCUUUAUUACAAGCCGACCGCUCAGAAGCCCCUCAGCGGUGUCCGUCUUGGAGUCAAGGACCUGUACGACCUAGAGGGCAUCAAGACUGGAGCUGGAAGUCGCGCUUAUUACAAUAUAUACCCCGAGGCCAACGUAACUGCGGUUCCCGUCCAACGUCUGAUUGACGCGGGUGCAAUCGUCAUCGGCAAGAUGAAGACGACACAGUUCGCUGCGCCCGAGUUCGCCAGAGACGCCAUCGACUAUCAGGCGCCGUUCAACCCCCGCGGCGACGGGUAUCAAGAGGUGGGCUCGUCGUCCUCUGGACCAGGCAGCGGCAUGGGUUCGUAUGAAUGGCUUGAUCUCGCUCUCGGAUCCGACACUGGGGGUUCCAUUCGAGUACCGGCUGAGGACAACGGUGUGUUUGGCAACCGACCUAGCCACAACAAGGUCGCUCUCACCAAUACUGUCCCUCUGGGCCCGCAGUUUGACACCGCCGGUUUCCUUGUCCGCGAUGCCAAGCUCUGGAAGACAGCGUGCGAAGUCCUAUAUUCUGAUCUGACGACCAACUAUACCAAAUAUCCCAGCAAGAUCCUAACUUAUGACCUACCAUCCACUGCGACUGAUAAUGUCUCGAACCUGGUCGUCUCUUUUAUUGACAAGCUCAGCAAGCACAUCUCCGCAACUUCCUCAGCCUACAAUUACACCUCGCACUGGUCCCAGACCCAUCCCGCGGGCACCCCAUCUGAUGUCCAGGAAUUUGUCGGCAACACUUGGGCGAUUCUCACAGCCCAGGAGCAGAUCAAGUUAGUCAAGGAGCCCUUCUUCAAGGCAUACGCAGCCAAGUACAACGGCCGCCAGCCCUUCGUCAACCCAUCUACCAAUGGAUCCUGGUCCUGGGCGGGCUCUCAGUCAAACCAGGUCGACGUGGCGGUCGCCAACAAGACCGUAUUCAUGGACUGGUGGAACCAAGUGGCCAUGCCGCCCAACCGUGAUUCCUGCUCGGACAGCCUGUUCCUGUACAUGUUCAACAAUGCGCAGCCCGCCUACCGCAACACCUACACGGGUGCUGCCAUUGGUACCCAGGGUCUCGCGGGCGUGCUCCUCGGCCUCAACACGGGUUUCAUCUCCCCAAUGGCGGGCAACCCUGAUUUCGUCGUCCCCAUUGGCGAAGUUCGCUAUAAGAGCACCGUCACUGCGCAUGAGGAGAAGCUCCCCGUUUCUAUCCGCAUCAUGGCCGCCCGUGGCUGCGAUCUGAUGCUGCUGGAUCUCAUCAACGAACUGGUUGGCGCCGGCAUUAUUCCGAAGGUGAACACUGGUGACUCUCUUGACGGAGGUCCUAUCUAUAUUUAA
This is a messenger RNA of Thyridium curvatum, 1965 nucleotides long. RefSeq lists its product as uncharacterized. The coding region runs from base 1 to 1965 and encodes 654 amino acids. The transcript has 2 exons. Lineage: Eukaryota; Fungi; Ascomycota; Sordariomycetes; Thyridiales; Thyridiaceae. The record is from RefSeq and is a predicted model, not a curated record.